Molecule: messenger RNA, 3475 nt
Organism: Zerene cesonia (dogface butterfly)
Lineage: Eukaryota; Metazoa; Arthropoda; Insecta; Lepidoptera; Pieridae
Exons: 2
Coding region: 80-3475 (1131 amino acids)
Source: RefSeq, a predicted model, not a curated record
ACGAACGAGCUAAAUGAAACACAUGUUUUAGUUUGAGUGCGAACGAAUUAUUUUAUAUACGAAACAAGUUGAUGUUACAAUGAAGAUAACGCUGCUACUCCUUAUUGUUGGCGUUUGCCUUGUAAGUGCAAAAUAUUUGCCCUACGAUUCAGAUGACUCUAACAGUUUAUUAAUAAGACAUAAGAGAUCAGAUUCUGAAGAGUCUGAUUCUUCUGCAGAUCGUGCCAGAAAUAGUGACGACAGCGAUGAAGAUGAUGAUUCAUUGGAGAAGAAAUUGAGAGAAAGGGAAGAAAAGCGUCGUGAAAAAGAAGAAAAGUUGAGAAAGAAGUUAGAAGAACAGCAAGAAAAGGAAAAGCGAAGAGAAGAAGAACGUCGUCGUAAAGAAGCAGAACGAAAGAAUAAACUUGAAGAAAAGCGUGCAGAAGAAGAAAGAAAAGAGCAAGAAAGAAAGCAAAAAGAGGAAAGGAAGCAACAAGAACGACUAGAAAAGGAAAAGCAAAAGCAAGAGGAACGGCAAAGGAAGGAAGAAGAAAAACGGAUCAAACAAGAAAAGAAAAAACAGGAUAAAGUAAUAAUUGACCUAAAAAAAGAAGCAUAUGAAAAGAAAGAAGAUGAUUUCCUUGAAACUGAAGAGGAAAAUUCUGUUGAAAUGGAAGAUCUGUGGAGAAGUCAUAUUUACAUGAAAUACGGCUUAACAUUGGCUAGUACAAACGCCGAGAAACAAGCAGCGUUAGCUAAGUAUAUUCAAGAAGAAUUGGGUCUUCAACCUAAUAGUACAAGAAGUGAACGUCGUCAGGCUAUAACAAAGCUAAUCCAAAACAAAUUGCAAAACGACACCGUGGCAAUUGAAGCAAUACGCAAACAAGUUUUGAGUCGUCUUAAUCCUAUUACAUUACAAAACUUACGAAAUGAUCUUGAAAGAGAGAUUGAAGAGAUAGAUAAUAAGACCAUUGUCUUGAAGAAUGUAAGCUUACCUUGGGCCGCUACUGCGCAGCAAACACUUGAUGAAAAGAAAAGUUUCUUACAAACAAUAUCACAGUUUAUGGCAAAUAUUAUACCAAACUGGUUUUCUGGUAAUAAUUCACAAAAUAAUGGAUCUGUUAGCACCGAACCAAAUAUUAUUAACAGUGGUGUGUCUACAGAUCAAGUACCUAAGCCAAGCGCUGUAAACAACAACGAAGCACAAUCUCCAAUAUCAUCAGCGAAUCCUAACGAUGCUAUAUCUGGAAGUUCUAUUAAUUCACAAAAUGACAUUUAUGUUAGCACUGGGGAAAACGGUGUAAACAAUGGUGGUUCUCCAAAUCAAGUCCCUGACCCAAGCGCUGUAAAUAACAAUAAAGCACCAUCUUCAGUACCUUCUGUAAAUGCUAACGAUGUUGCAUCCGGAAGUUCUAUUAAUUCACAAAAUGACGUAUUUGAUAGUACCGGAGCAAACGGCAUAAAUAAUGGUGGAUCUCCUGAUCAAGCUUCUAAGCCAAAUGGUGUGAACAACAACGAAGCACAAUCUCCAGUUUCUUCAGCAAAUCCUAACGAUGCCACAUCUGGAAGCACCAUUAAUUCACAAAAUGUUGUGUCUGUUAGCACUGGAGAAAGCGGUGUGAACAACAAUGAAGCACAACCUCCAGUUUCUUCGGCAAAUUCUAACGAUGCUACGUCUGGAAGUUCCAUUAAUUCACAAAACGAUGUAUCUGUUAGCACGGGAGGGAGCGGUGUGAACAACAACGAAGCACAAUCUCCAGUUUCUUCGGCAAAUCCUAACGAUGCUACGUCUGGAAGUUCCAUUAAUUCACAAAACGAUGUAUCUGUUAGCCCGGUAGGGAGCGGUGUGAACAACAACGAAGCACAAUCUCCAACUUCACCAGCAAAUCCUAACGUUGUUGUACCCGAAACUUCCAUUAGUUCACAAAAUGAUGGAGAAAAUUUCAUUAAUAAUGGCGUAUCUCCAAAUCAAGUUUCUGACCCAAGCGCUGUGAACAAUAAUGAAGUACAAUCUCCUGUGCCUUCCGUAAAUGCUAAUGAUGCUACUUCUGGAGGUUCUACUAUUCCACAAAAUGACGUAUCUGAUAGCACUGGAGCAAGUGAGGUAAAUAAUGGUGCUUCUGUAAAUCAAGUCUCUGAGCCAAGUGGUGUGAACAACUACGAAUCACAAUCUCCAGUUUCACCGGCAAGUCCUAACGAUGCUUUAUCCGGGAGCUCCAUUAGUUCUCAAAAUGAUGCACCUGUCAGCACCGGGGAAAGCGGUGUGAACAACAACGAAGCACAAUCUCCAGUUUUGCCGGCAAAUCCUAACGAUGCUGUAUCCGGAAGUUCAAUUAAUUCGCAAAAUGAUCAAUCUGUUAACACCGACGCAAAUGUUAUAAAUAAUAGUGGGUCUCCUAAUCAAGUGCCUUAUCCGAGCAGUGUAAACAACAACGAAGUACAAUCUCCAGUGUCAUCAGCAAGUGCUAAGCCUGUAUCAAGCAAUUCUGAGAGUGCAAAUACAGAUACAGUUACUGAUUCUUCUUUGAUUUCUACUAGUGACAAUGGAGCUUCAAGCAGCUCAUUAGGUAUUAAUGAUAACUUGGCAGGUUCUGGAUCAAACUCUGCUGUAAACGUGCUUCCGGCUUCAGGAGACAACACCGUAGUAGAUGCAAAUAAUGUACCAUUGUCUAACAAUGAACAAGCUGCAAUCGUAACUGAAAGUGCUACAACUGACAACAGCUUACCUGAAAAUAAUUUGGUAACAUCCAACCCAGGUAAUCUACUACCUGACGUAGUAGCCCCUGAAUCAACAACAUCAGAUGUGAUUUUAAAUCCAAGUCCCUCAAAUACUGUACCGAAUGAAAUUGAAGCAUCAAGUUUAGUGCCUGUUGGCUCCGCUACUGAGAGUAAUUUGGGUAAUUCCGAAGCAGUUAAUAUAAAUACAAAUGAAAGUUCAGCAACCAACUUAGUUCCAGCUGAUGUGAAUUCUGUAGAUCAAAUUGGUAACAGCAACCAGUCACCCUCUAACAAUCUUCCAACGACCGACAUUGAUCUAUCAUCAUCAUCUGGCAUUACGACAGAAACUUUAGGUUUGGCAGGAGUUGUUACAGAAAAGCCAGCUGGUAAUGUACAAGUCAAUAUAAAUACAACUCAAACGGGUGAAGGACAGAAUACUCAAGUACAGGAGAACACUGAUAAAUCCAAUAUAGGAUCUGGAAGUAGCCCAAGUAACAUCGAUGUAACGAGUGCAACAGAACAAAGUGCAACAAUCCCAAAUGAAGCUACUGAAAUUGUAACCAUUGAAUCCCAGACAGUUGUUGACAACGUUGUUACUGAAAAAGACAUAUUAACUACAUUGGACGUUCAAAAUGAACCAAGUACUACACAACAAGAUUAUACUAUACAUGAAGUAGGAAUCACGGAAUCUGUAGCAAAUACUCCAGCAGACAUUUUGGAAAGCUUUACUCUUGCUAAUGAGCCUGGCGCAACAGUGGUUGACAUCGUCACCCAGUAA